GCACGGAAUGCUCAGUGCUUGCGUUGUUUCCGUUAAUCAAUACAAUUUCUCAAAAUUACCAUUCAAUUAGAAGUACAUCAUUUUCUAUAAUCGAGUAUAAAUGAAUUAGUUAUAAUUAAUGAGCUUGCCUGAAGAUCCAAACAUGUUCAAGGAUUAUAUUUAGAAUGCUAACCUUCAAUCAUGAUGGCUGAAACAAAUGCCGGUGAUGAAAGUGAAACGGCCUUGGGAGGCUGCUCGGGGCUCCCCAAACAGGAUGAAGAAUACUGUUCUCUGAGCACACAUCCAGAGUUGCUGGAUAGUGAAGUGAACAACACUGACAAGAGCAUAGAAGAAGAAGAUCUUCAUUGUCCAAAAUGUGACUUCAAAACAAGAAUUUCUGACCACCUGAAACUUCAUAUUUUAUCUCACUUGAUGGUUGCUAAAAAUCUUGCAUGCCUUAUGAUGAAUCUGCAAUCAAAUCUUAUGAGAAGUGAGGAGGAUUCAAUCGCGUCUAAAGCCAUGAAUCACAUCAAAACAGAUGAUGCUGAUAAUCAUGGUUCCAGCACUCCCUAUUCUUGUUUAUCUAUUCCAUCAUCCUCUAUUAUUUCUUCACAGCCAUGUGAACCAGAUUUUAAAUCACCUCAAUUGAUAUCAAAAUUGCCACAAAUGCCAUCAGAAUUGCCUCAAAUGUCAUCACAAUUGCCUCCAAUGCCCUCACAAUCACUUCAAAUGCCAUCACAAUUGCCUCAAAUGCCAUCACAAUCACCUCAAAUGCCAUCACAAUCACCUCAAAUGCUGUUGCAAUCAUCUUCAACCUUUUCUGAAUCUAACGGUGAGCCAUCACCAUCUUCCGCGCCCAUUUUUACGUGUCCACAAUGCUUGCAUUCAUGCACAAAUGUAAUAGAAUUUAAAUUGCACACUCUAUUGCAUUGCGCCAUGAAUAAUCAGGCAACCACUGCAAGACAAAAUUCCUCUGCUGAUCAACAUAACAAAGAACAAGAAAUGACAUGGCCAAAUAUUUCAAAUCACAAUCUGUGUUGUCCUAUAUGUCGUUGCUAUUCGUUGGACGAGAACAGUUUCAAUGUCCACUUGAAGACCCAUAUUCAUCACGGCCGGUUCUGGUGUGAUAAAUGCUUAUUCUCCUCGUCCAGAAUUGAAGAAAUGAAAAUUCAUCUUUCUUCUCAUUGCACACGAAGUCACAAACGCAUUUCAUGCCCUCAUUGCGACUUUACAACAGCAAACAAAAGUUAUUUUAAGGUACAUCUAUCUACUCAUACAGGAGAAGGAAAAAUGUACUGCAAUUAUUGCAACUAUAGCACCGUAUACAAGAGCAACUUCAAGCAACAUGUGGCCGCUCAUGAAAAGAAAAGUGAGCUGCAAUGUCCUAUGUGCGAUUUUAAAUGUGUUGGAAAAUCUGAGUAUGGGCUGCAUUUUGCCAGUCAUACUGGUGAGAAGAGACUGUCGUGUCCAUUCUGUAAGUUCAACACCUCAAAUAAGACUUAUUUCAAGCAGCAUGUUGGUUCUCACACUGGUGCUGGUAAAAUGCACUGUCCCUUUUGCAAGUUCUCUACAGUUAAUAAAAGUUACUACCGAAUCCAUCUAUCAAAGCAUACUGGAGAAGGAACUCUGCGUUGUUCUUUAUGCUCCUUCACUACUGUCUACAAAAAUAAUUUUCGGCGGCAUUUAGCCAAGCACCAGACGGAAGCUGAGGAAUCUUCAAUUUCAAUGAACAUUUUGCCACCUAGACGAGGAAGACCCAGUAAAAGCUGGAAGGAAAUGCAAGCUCUUAUGAAUGGCAGUAGCUUAAUUGGACUUGGAUGCAUUAAAGAUCCUAUGAACCUAUUCCGUCCUCAAAGUAAUGCCACUGUCGGCGGCCCCAGCACUGAACCUGUCAAGUUGGAGCUCAUGGAAAAUAAUGUUAUUUUUAAUGGCACAACUGACCCCAAUGCCUUAAGUCACUUUUUCUUCAAUGCAUGCAACGCACCUGAUGCAAGUGUUAACCAGGCCGUUGGUGGUUGUGGUGCUGAGAACUCUCUGCAAUCUUCAUGUUAUGACGUCUCAUUCAAGCAAGAAACACUGAAUGAUCUGCCUGUGGACGAAUAACUACAAAACAAUAUGCAUGUUCACGUCUACCUCAUCAUCAUAAAAUAAUUGUAUUUUCCUCUGUAGGCUGCAGCUAUUUGUCCUAUCCUUACCGAUCUUGUAUUCUGUUUAACAAUUGUCAUUAUUUUUUAUGUAACCUGCUUGAGGGGCUUCUGAAUACUUUUGUGUUGCAGUGGUUUUGAAUGGUAUUGUAUUAUCAAGAUCGUCACUUCCUUGUCCAUACAUCAUGCAAGCAGCCCACACCGUGCACGCAUAUCUACAGCAUUAUAUAAUAUCUUGUUUUUUUUUUCAAAGUUUAGGCAAUUUGAUAGCAAAUCGCUGAUGAACGUUUGAGUCAAAUAAUAAAUAAUGUCUACUAGAUUUUUUUUGAACGAGUACUUUUCACGCAUCUAAUAUAAUGCAAGCUGUUAAGGGUCAUUAGAAAAAAAAGGUUUUUAAUAAGUUUUAUUAUCAAGUAUUUUGUCAAGUUAUGUUAUGUACUUGAGCUUGACAUUUCGAGGUGAUGCUCAAAAAAACGUGGAUAUGAUUUCACGGAAUUUGAAAUAUUUUUUGACGUGUUUUAUGUAUGAGUCACUUUGAAGCUCAUGUAAAAAAAACUUAACCUAAGUUACUAUAGUUUGCGACAGGCCGUUCAAUUUACUUUUUAAAGUGAUUUUGAGAUUGCAAGUUA
Messenger RNA from Hyalella azteca, 2752 nucleotides. RefSeq names its product RE1-silencing transcription factor-like. Gene Ontology annotation, biological process: regulation of transcription by RNA polymerase II. The coding region runs from base 181 to 2082 and encodes 633 amino acids. The record is from RefSeq and is a predicted model, not a curated record. Gene Ontology annotation, molecular function: DNA-binding transcription factor activity, RNA polymerase II-specific; RNA polymerase II transcription regulatory region sequence-specific DNA binding. Gene Ontology annotation, cellular component: nucleus. Lineage: Eukaryota; Metazoa; Arthropoda; Malacostraca; Amphipoda; Hyalellidae. The transcript is spliced from 2 exons.